GGUGAUGCAGCAAGGGUUGAAAUAGAAUUGGAUAGUGAUGAUGAUGAAGAUGAUGAGAAUGAUGAUGAGAGUGAUGAUGAAGAAGAUGUUGAGGAUGUUGACAUUGAUGCAAGAGAUGAAGAACAGAAUGUUGAAGGAGAUGAUGAUGAUGAUGAUGAUGAUGAUGAUGAUGAUUGGCUAAAUGAAGGCCUAGAGGGGGAUGGCUUUGGUGAUGAUGUAUUUGCUGCUCAAAAAUCAGCUCCACAAGGUUCUGCUCCCAAUACAAACCCAGAAUCAAGCAAUGCACCCCACACAGCCCCAGAAUCAAGCAAUGCACCCCACACAGCCCCAGAAUCAAGCAAUGCACCCCACACAGCCCCAGAAUCAAGCAAUGCACCCCACACAGACCCUGAGUGGGCUGAGCCAGCCCUUGAGGAUGACCUGGUAAGCAUGGAUGGGUCUGAUGAUGAGCAGGAACCUGAGCAAGUGGAGUUUAAUGCUAAGAGUGACAUGAGAAAUGUUGUACUGAAGAAGGAGAUGAAGUUCCCUAAUGCAAAGGUGUUCAGAGCUGCUUUGAGGGAGUAUGCAAUCAAAAAACCUGUUGACAUCAAAUUCAAGCUGAAUGAGAAGACCAAGAUAUCAGUUCACUGCAAGAAUGGGUGUGGGUGGAGAUGUUAUGCAUCUCAAAUAAGUGGAGAGCUAACAUUUCAAAUUAAGACCUUGACUGAUGAGUGUACUUGUCCCAAGUCUUUCAAAAACAGCCAAGCAACAUCAGCUUAUGUUGCUAAGAGGUUCGUUGAGGAUUUUAGCAAAAAUCCAAAUUGGGAGGUGAGUGGUGUACACAACCAUGUGAUGCAAAAUUUAUCUGUUGACCUAAGUGUAAACCAAGUGUAUAGGUCAAAGAGAAAGGCAAAGGAUUUGAUAAAUGGAGAUGAGCAACUGCAAUAUGGUGUCCUUAGGGACUAUGCACAAAUGAUAACCACUGUAGACAAGGGGAGUAGGGUUAUAUUGCAGACAGAAAUGGCUGAGGAGACUUCCCAGCCAAAAUUUAAGAGGAUGUAUGUUAGGUUCAAUGCUCAGAAGGUAGGAUUUUUAGGUGGAUGCAGGCCAUUUAUAGGUUUAGAUGGUUGUCACAUAAAGCACAGAUUUGGUGGGCAAAUCUUAUCUGCCACUGCCAAGGAUGCAAAUGACAACAUUUUUCCAGUAGCCAUGGCUGUUGUGGAACAAGAAACCAGGGAGUCUUGGAUAUGGUUUUUGGAAAUUUUUGCUGAUGAUAUAGGGAGGCCAGAGGAGCUUCAGUUGGUCUUCAUUUCUGAUAGGCAAAAGGGGCUUAUACCUGCAAUAGAGACACUAUUCCCUACCGUGGAGCAUAGAUACUGUGUGAAACACAUCUACAACAAUUUCAAAGUUGAUCACAAGGGAUUGGAGCUGAAGGAUGCAUUGUGGAGGUGUGCUGCUACCACAACAGCAAGGGAGUUUGAGAGAUGCAUGCAGUACAUAAGGGAUUUGGAUGAAAAGGCAUAUGAGUAUCUUGCAAACAUUGCACCUGCACAGUGGACAAGGUCACACUUCACUCAUAGGGCCUUAACAGAUUGUUUGGUAAAUAAUUUGAGUGAGUCUUUUAAUGCAAUGAUAUUGAAAUCUAGGGACAAGCCUAUCUUGGCAAUGUUGGAGUGGAUUAGGGUUAGACUUAUGACUAGGCUUUACACAAAAAGGGAAGGGAUACAGAAGUAUGCUGGAAAGUUGUGUCCAAGCAUACAAGAUAGGUUGGAGAAAUUGAAGGUUGAAAGUAAGGCAUUUAGUGCUACCCCAGCUGGUAGUUUCCUUUAUGAGGUAGGCAGUCAGUAUGAGAGGCAUGUAGUUGAUUUGGUGAAGAAGACAUGUAGCUGUAGGUCUUGGGAUUUAAAUGGCAUUCCCUGCAAACAUGCCAUAACAGCCAUUUAUACAAACAUUGAGACACCAGAAGACUAUACCCACCCAUGCUACUUCAAAGAAACUUACAUGGAGAUAUACAAGGAGGUACUUCCUCCCAUGCCUGGCCAGUCAGAAUGGGCUGAGACUGGACAGCCUGCUCCCCUGGCACCUCACAUAUACAAACAACCAGGCAGACCACCCAAGCAAAGAAAGAGGGCUUCUGAUGAGCCUAGGAACCCUUACAAAGCAAGUAGACAGAAUAGACCUGUAAGAUGUGGGAAAUGCAAAAAGGAAGGGCAUAACUCAAGAGGGUGCAAAGCUAGCAUCACUGGGGAGACACCAUGGCAGAGGAGACAGAGACUUCAAAGAGAAAAAGCUGUAAGCAAGGGAAGGGGUGCCUGCACCUAG
This is a messenger RNA of Quercus robur (English oak), 2301 nucleotides long. RefSeq lists its product as uncharacterized. Gene Ontology annotation, molecular function: zinc ion binding. The record is from RefSeq and is a predicted model, not a curated record. NCBI's taxonomy places the organism in Eukaryota, Viridiplantae, Streptophyta, Magnoliopsida, Fagales, Fagaceae. The transcript is spliced from 3 exons. Bases 430 to 2301 code for a protein of 623 amino acids.